GAAGAAGAACAAAGGGGGGGCAGUGAUGUGUCGCAGUCGCUUGGUGGUUCCACUUCCGGUUGGAGUAAAACGAAGAAGACAGUAAACAAACAUGGCGGACAGACUAACACAGCUGCAAGACGCCGUCAAUUCGCUCGCAGAUCAGUUUUGUAACGCCAUCGGGGUGCUGCAACAGUCUGCUCCGCCUGCCUCCUUCAGCAACAUCCAGACGUCGAUCAACAGCGACCAGCCUGCAAACCAAACCGAAGAAUAUGCUCAGCUGUUUGCAGCCCUGAUUGCCAGAACGGCCAAAGACGUGGACGUGCUUAUCGACUCUUUGCCGAGUGAGGAGUCUACAGCAGUUCUGCAGGCGGCCAGUCUGCGGCAGCUAGAAGAAGAGAAUCACGAGGCGGCAACCCGUCUGAGGGACGUUGUAUCCCGCGGCGACAUGUUGCUGGAGAAGAUCCAGAGUGCCCUGGCGGACAUCGCUCAGUCGCAGCUGCGCACCCGCAACGGCGCCCCCAGCCAGGGUUCACCUGCCGAAUCCUGACAGCCCAAUUCCACACCUUUGACCCACACAACAAUGCUGCAAUGCUGAAAAAAAAAGCUCUACUAUGCAAAGCGAAAGCCAUUUAUCAACAACAUCCAG
Molecule: messenger RNA, 628 nt
Organism: Nerophis ophidion (straightnose pipefish)
Lineage: Eukaryota; Metazoa; Chordata; Actinopteri; Syngnathiformes; Syngnathidae
Gene: med21
Product: mediator complex subunit 21
Exons: 4
Coding region: 92-529 (145 amino acids)
Biological process (GO): regulation of transcription by RNA polymerase II
Cellular component (GO): mediator complex
Molecular function (GO): transcription coregulator activity
Source: RefSeq, a predicted model, not a curated record